This is a messenger RNA of Anopheles coluzzii, 1495 nucleotides long. Its product is annotated as ribonuclease P protein subunit p40-like. The coding region runs from base 126 to 1217 and encodes 363 amino acids. The transcript is spliced from 4 exons. Gene Ontology annotation, molecular function: ribonuclease MRP activity; ribonuclease P activity. The record is from RefSeq and is a predicted model, not a curated record. Gene Ontology annotation, biological process: tRNA 5'-leader removal; endonucleolytic cleavage in ITS1 to separate SSU-rRNA from 5.8S rRNA and LSU-rRNA from tricistronic rRNA transcript (SSU-rRNA, 5.8S rRNA, LSU-rRNA); tRNA 3'-end processing. Gene Ontology annotation, cellular component: ribonuclease MRP complex; multimeric ribonuclease P complex. NCBI's taxonomy places the organism in Eukaryota, Metazoa, Arthropoda, Insecta, Diptera, Culicidae.
GUUUGGCCAAACUGCUGUCAACAAAUGCUAUGCUUUCAUUUGAGGUUAGCCGGAAAAGCACAACGGCAGCUCGUGGCAGCUGAACAGUUCGAAUUUAUUUCGUAUUGUCUUAGUUUUGGACCAGAAUGUUGUGCCCAGAAAUAUGGAAGUUUCCUACCCCAGCGUGCAAGAUUACACACAUAGAGAAGCCGAACUGGUGUCAGAAAACGUGCCAGCAGCGAACGGAAAUCCUUGCCUUACUACAGCCAAUCCGUAUGAUUUCAGUUGUGAUACCUGCGAAAAAUCCGAACUGCCUCCGUGAAUUGGAAAGCAACCUAUCUGUGAACAGCAGCUUACUCUUUCGCGUACGGCAAUUGCCCUUGACAGAGUUACUGAAAAAUGAGUUCGUGGAGGCAUUUGUUAAACGAGGCACUUUAUAUGCGGUUAGCACAAACAUCAACUUGGAAUCUGGCGGCUGCCUUGUAAUUACACCGCAGGGAGAAUUGGAAAUGAGUCUCAGUCGAGAAACAUAUCAGAUGGUGAAAGGCAAUCUUGAUGGUAGUGUUAUUUCGAAAAGAGGAGAUAUGGUCGUAAUCAAGUUGGAUUUGAAGUCACCAAAAUGUAGAGAGCAGCUGGGGCAUGUCAACCUUGCGUUCGAUAUAACGCUACGAUGGAUUCCUCCGAAAAGUACGACUACCAAGGAGAACAACGUACCCGAUCCUCAAGUGCACGGUAGCUCGAUUGCCGAAUAUCUGCGAGUAGUGUGCCGACUGCAGGUUGAAAAUGUGCCCGAUGGUUAUAAAAAGAUAACACGAACCAAGGAAUGCAUUCCCCUGAUCGACACCAGCAACCCAUUUAAGGACGGUGAGCAAGCAUACAUCAGGCAAGACCAACUGCUAGAGUACAUAGGUGUACUUGCACUGGACUGUAACUCGGCUCCGAUCGAAUAUGUUAGUAGUUACAGGCUCGACGAGUGCAAGAAAAAAACAGACACCGUUACAAUAUUGCAUCGCCAGGGUGUGAUAACGCCGGAGGAGGCAGACGGCAGUAUCAUGCGGUUAGUGGAGUUGGUUGGUGAGUGUGAUACUAUUCCGUGGGUGGGAAUGCAUGUUCAAGGCUUCUCCCAUACCCCAGUGGACCUUAUCUAUCGCGGUGAUCAGGGAGUGUCUUUGAAUCAGGACAGUGCUUAUACGAUGGUGAUUACGAAACAAAGCAUAUUUUGGAGCAAAUGUAUAUGAUACAGUACGUUUCUGAGAUGCGCGAUUUUCCAAAAUUGACUGAUCAAUUGUCAAAUCAGUACAAUUUGCUUCAAGAAUUGUCCUAUGGAGUGCAAAAAAUUACAUUUUAGCUAGAAAACUAAAUUCGCUUAAAAGCCAGAAAGAUCAGAAUUUUCUACACGAAUCGUGAUAUUUAAAUGAUAAAGUGUAUAAUAGUACUGAUUUCAAACCAAUUAUAAAGAGCAAUCGAAUGUAUUUUAGCUGAAAACGUAAAAUUCGACACACGUCUGUUACGCGGA